Molecule: messenger RNA, 2574 nt
Organism: Symbiodinium sp. CCMP2456
Lineage: Eukaryota; Dinophyceae; Suessiales; Symbiodiniaceae
Source: the annotation of a GenBank genome assembly
AUGGAGGCGGCUGCCAAGCAUUUGUGUCCGGUCACGUUAGAGCUGGGCGGCAAAUCGCCCGUCGUCUUUGAUCGGGGAUUCUCAGCAAGCCAGCUGAAACUAGCUGCGAAACGGAUCGCCAACAUAGGUCUCUUUGUCAAUGCCGGUCAGCUUUGCAUCAGUCCUGACUACAUCUUGGUCCACAAGGAAGUGGCGAAGGAUCUCAUUGAUGCCCUGAAGGAGGCUGUCGGCAUUUUGAAUCCCACACGCGACUCCACCGAACAUCUUGGCAGACUUGUGAACCAGAGGCACUACGACCGCAUCAAGAAUAUGAUCGAUACCUCUGGGGGGCAAGUUAUCUGCGGAGGAUCUACUGCAGAAGCGGGGGCGGAUGCGGCGAAGUGUUUCGUGCCGCCGACCAUCAUCGCGAGCCCGGACUUAUCGUCACCUGCAAUGGCCGAGGAGGCUUUUGGACCCAUGAUGUCCGUGAUGCCUGUGGAUGAUCUCGAUUCGGCCAUUGAGUUCAUCAACGACCGCGAGACACCACUGGCUCUGUACGUGUUCUCGCCGAGCAGUUCACGGGCAAAGUAUGUCAUGGACAGGACCAACAGUGGAGGUGUGUGCAUUAACGACACGGCCAUGCACCUUGCGAAUCCCGCCCUUCCCUUCGGGGGCUCCGGGCCGAGUGGUUUUGGAGCGUACCACGGGAAGCAUGGAUUCGACGAGCUCUCCCACAAGCGCGCCGUGAUGUCAAGGUCUCUUCGCCUAGAUGUCGAGCGCUUCCCCCCGUACAAAGACUUCUGGAUCAAGGUGGUGAAGUUCGCUUGGGUGGGGCCUUGGUGCCCCUCUUGCGUGACGGCUGCUGUCUCCCAACUGAGGCGCAUUUGCCGAUUGACACUGCAUCGGCUGCAAUCGACGGCUGCCCAUGCUGCAAGGCAGCUCGAGGCUUCGAUGCGGCGGUUGUUGGCAAAGCUGCCCCAGGCUUCCUCGCCGGAGCAGGUCACCCUGCAUAUGGCCAAGUUGGAUACCCGUCUCGGGCUGAUUGCAGAGGAGCUGUCAGAGCUGCGUCGCUCAGAGCGGGAUGUGAAGUCGAUGAAUUCCAGGGUGCAAGAUCUGCAGAAGCUCCUCUACCUGCUCCAGGCUGAGGUCAUCCAUGUGGAGCAGAUGGCAGCGAGCUGGGAGACGGUGCUGAAGGCCGGCGAGCGCUCUAAGAUGCAUUGUGGCGUGUCGCGGCUCCAGAGUUCUGUCCAAACUAUCCACAGGCAGCUGGAUGAGCUAACUCAGCAGGCAGUGGAGGGCGAGAUGGGCGACCCGCGGUCAAAUCCAGAUUAUGCACCCGCACACCUGGAGGCGACGUUGGAGGCCAUCAAGGAAGAGGGCACUGCCUCGGACCGGAGUCAGCAAACUUUGAUAGCGCAGGGUGCUGCCCCGAACAUUGAAGUGAUGAGCGUUCUUCAAGGCCGUCUCCAUUUCUUCCAGGAACUCUUGCGCUGCGUCACGGAGGCCGUGGCCAAGAGCGACGAUGCCUCCACUCUGCAAAGCAUCGUGCGCCAUCGGCCCCAGAAUGCCAAGCGUGCUGGUCUGCCUGCACUUUCCGCACGCCAGUCCCCAGAGCUGGUAGAGGAGCCGCCACAGAUGCCGCCGCCAGUGGAGCAGGUUCGAGCAGACCUCUGCGAGUCCUCGCCGUUGCCGCCUGACCGGGGGCCGGCAGCAAUGGGGCGCCGGGAGAUGUCCUUGGCACAGAUGCGGGAGGAAGUCGACGAGGAGAGGCACCGGCACCAGCUUCAGAUGAGCCCAGUGUGGACGAUGGAAGUGAUGACCCGCCUACGGCUCAACAAUUCCCUGGAAGGUGUCCUCGCAGAACACGCUGGCCUGGACCAGCUGAGUGCUUUCGUUCAAUCACGUCUCUCCGUGGAGGAGUUCCCCAUCCUGCGCGAGGCAGCUUACCAGCGUGGCUUCCUUCACCGCCUGGAUGUGCCUACCUCGGGGCUUAUCCUGGUCGCGAAAACCCCGGCGGCCUACCUGGAUCUUCGUCUUCAGAUGGCAGCUGGCAAAUUGGCCAGAGAGUAUGUUGUCGUCUUGCACGGCAGCUGCAGCCUGCCAUCCGAGAGAGAGGUUGCCGUCCGCAUCCACUGGGGCAUGCGCGGCCGGGAUGCCCCCAGCGUGGUGGCACCUUUUGGGAAGCCUGCAGACACCAGGUUCAAGCUCCUGGCUCGCAUGGCGUGGGGUGCCAAACUCUUGAGCAUGGCAGCCGUCAGCAUCGGCACCGGCAGAAGGCACCAGGUUCGUCUCCAUGCAGCACACAUUGGGCACCCGGUGGCAGCUGAUGGCAAAUAUUCCUGUCACUCGACAUGCUCGGAGGACUUGCUGUGGUGUCCAAGCACCUUUCUCCACCGCUAUCGUCUGACAUUCUGGGCCCCGUCGCAUCACCGGCGAGAUACCCCGUUGGAGGUGAACGAGUGCCGCCUACCCCUCCCGCCGCCCAUGAGGGAAGCGCUGAGGCUGCUGUCGCCUGUGAGUCCUCGUUCAACGCAGGAGCUUUCGAAUUGGAUUUCCGGUGAUCCGUUCGACCUGAAGCCCUUCAACGACUAUUGA